Molecule: messenger RNA, 2988 nt
Organism: Tuber aestivum (summer truffle)
Lineage: Eukaryota; Fungi; Ascomycota; Pezizomycetes; Pezizales; Tuberaceae
Source: the annotation of a GenBank genome assembly
UAUCGCGGCACCAACAACCUCCACGCCUUCUCUAUUUAUGAUAACACGUUAACCCCGUUUGGAAUACGGCGUUACAGAUGUGACCCACUCAGGAACCGCCCGCAACUUUUUUGGUCUUGCAUUCUGAGAAGAAGAAAAAAAAAACUCACUCCCUACCUUUCACAAGUACUAGUACAGUACGAUCCACCGACCGCAUUGACCCCAACAAAGUUGCAAAAAAAGCCAUUGAAACCGAGCACUGCACGAGUACCGGUACCGGUACUUGUUACAGGCAACAAGUACCCGAACAUUUGGACUUUUUUGAAUUUUGUAUGAGCGCACGGAUGUGCUCAGACUGUGACCCAUACAAAACCCCCCUGCUCUAUCCCUGCUCGGUCUCCGAAUAAUCCCUGAAUUAUCCCUGUUUUCCUACGAAAUGUUCGGGUACUUCUUGCCUGUAGCUAGUACCGGUACUGGUAUCGAACUGUACUCAGGUACGGUACCUAAUGCAGUACCAUAUAGAUGCACAGAAAAGCACUCGCACAAAUAGUCCAUGCAAACAAAACUUUCAAGCUCCCUUUACCAGUAUGGAUCGGUACUCGAGUACCCUACCGGUAGUGCGCCCAAUCCACCCACCAGUCAUCUCAGAGGGUGCAUAUUGUGGUGCGACCGAAGCUACUUACACAUGAUAAACCGCUUUACCGGUUAAGCCAGACCUCGGAUUCGAGAAAAAGUAUAGAAUACCGGUACUCGAGUACGGCACGAGCACUAUCACACACCCUCAGUACGAACCCGGACCUCGCAGCUCGCACGGGCUAAGACAAAUCCGCCCUUGAAAACACUAUUUUUUUUGUUUUCAGUGCAGUGCCCGUACGGUGCAUACCGGCAUCGUACGAAGGUUCCUCUGAUCGGGCAUCAUAAUAUUAAUAUCUUUAACUCUGUGGAGUGAUUAUAACAUCAUCCUCAACCAUUGAGCAAACCAUUGAGCAAAACGGCGGGAAUAAGAGAAACUCUUGGAACAGCUCGUUGCACUUUUUACAUAUUAUUCACUCUUCACUUUGCCAUUCUCCACGUUAUUAUUAGCUCAUUUCGAUACCGCGAAGUCAAGGGACUGCUCAUGGCAGCGGAUUGGAGUCACGACUCUUUUGGUGCGUCACCACCACCACCAAAAAGAAAAAAGAUACUCCAAUCCAGUGACACGAGUACCGUACUGGGGGGGUUUUUUUUAAGUGCUCGGAAUGGGGGAAAGUAAGUGAUCCUACUAUGGUAUACCAGCAUUCAAUGCCACAAAAGGUACCUACAGUCUCACCUCGCUAUAAUGGAUCUCGUUAUAAGGGAAGCCUCGCUAUUACGAACGGAUGCUCUGUGGAUCUACCCCCCUGCUCCCAUACAAACAGCUCCCGUUAUAAGGGAUUCCGUUCAAAACCUCGCUAUAGCGAACGAAAAACCUGAAUUCUUGGCAUUCGUUACAGCGAGGUGCGACUGUAAUUUUGUGGAAAUAGCCAUAACCCACUACUUCGGUCGAGCAAGUCACAUCCCACUUAGACUACCUUGAAAGUCGUUGAGCUGUAUCGGUGGGCCCAGUUUUGCGCCGAUGGGACAGCAUGCAAUGAUUCUGUGCUACUCAAGUAGUACUGUACUGGUAAAUUGCGAAUUCCACCGAAAAAAAGAAGAAAGGAAAAGGAAAAGGGGAUCAAAAUAAUUAAGCCCGGUUGAACAGUGUUGCUCGAGUACCGUACGAGUACUACCGGUAGUACAGUACAAAUAAUGAACCUCGCUUAAAAAAGCAAGCAUCACUGCAUCAGCUUACCUCGAUUGAGUCUUUUAUGGAUCAAAAAGCCAUACGGUACGAGUACAGUACGGUACGAGUACGGUACCCAAAAGACCAGCCUUCCACUCCUGCAUCAUUGCUUUUUUCUUUCCCUCUUUUUUUAACCAGGCCCCUCUCCCAUUGGCGGAGGGAGAUGAAUGGGAUGCGCCCAUCGUCCAAGAUUCCAAGCCACGUUUCUCCUCCUUCCCCAAGAGUCUGGCUUCAGAAAGCUCUAGCGCAAGGCACGGUUGCUGUACUCGAGUACUGUAUCUCCUUAUCCGCCCUGCGCCCACUUGCUUUCAUACCCUAUAUUACCCUUGCAGUAUGAUAGACUACCGGUAUUGCACUUGCACUUCAACGAUUCGACAACGGAGAUACUUUUAGGCGGCCGGCGGCUGCAGCAUUCGAGGGGCGGUUUUUUUCUUCCAGGGGGCAGGCAUUGCAACUCUACCAGGAAUUUAUUCGUACUUAUACUCGAGUGGUGGACUAUUAUAAGCUAUCCAGUGGCGAUCACUCUUCGCUCCUACUUGCAGAUUCUCAAUUUCAACAUCCGCACACACACGUUGACACACACACACCAACAUUGAAAAACAAAGAGUUAUAAUUUCACUUGAACUUCAAGCCUCACGAAAAGACGCAAGAGCCCCCCCCCCCCGACCUAGCGAGGAAGAGAAGGGGGGGGUAAAAGGAAAGAAAAAAAUUCUGGCGAGCGGCGGAAGUGGGGGGUAUCAUAGGCAUACAUCUGUCAUUUCGACCUGUCACUUAUGAUACUGACACAGUUUGCUGUUGCCUUUUCUGUACCGUACUCGUAUGCUAGUAUCUCCCUUUUUCUUGCCUUCGUUUUUCCUUCCCUCCCCCUCUUCCGUGUUCGGCAAGACACUGUGCCUGGUGAAACGGGAUGACAGAGUAUAUGCAUGUACCAUAUCGUCUCGUAAGAAGGGGAGGGAGCGGCCGGCAUCGACAGAAGCUUUUGGUGCUCAGAUUGGGAACCAUAUCAAGGCUUGAUGGAUGUGUGUGGGUAUAUAUGUCGAUGGCGGUUUGCCAUGUCGAGAUAUGCAAUCCCAUGGUUUCUUCUUGCUUUAUGUCUUUGGCAAAAGGGGAGAAGCGUGGCGAACAUGACACCUGUAUGGCACUCAGUACUGGUCAAUCUGUAACAUUGUCCCGUGAUAACUUUAUUUCAUCCCUAUUUUCUUUUCUUU